UACCUCGGACUGCAGUCUGCGGUGCCACUGCCAAGUAGAGUAGUUGGCCAUGGUAACCAAAUUCAUGCUCCGACCUCACUCUCUCUCCUUCACCUUCGUCUCUCCAACACGUUUGUUCCCCAAGCCUUCACUCACCACUCCCGUAACUCUCUCUCUCCUCUCUUCUGCCACUAACAACGCCAUGACCACCACUGCAACCCUAACCACAACAACAUUCGAAGAAGAAUUCCCAUAUGGACCCUCCCUCCGAAAAGGUCACAUACCCUCGCACCAAUCUCAACCACGCAUUGAACCCAAGUACCAAGAGCAAGUAGAAGACGAUUUAAUCGAUGAAAAUAGCUUCAGUCGUGUUUUCGACAUCUCAGCCCUUCGAGUCCCCUCCGAACAAUGCUUCGACCUCGAAAGCCGCCUCCGAGGCCACCUCCUGAACUGGCCGCGCAUUCGCAACAUCGCUAGGGUUCCGGGUGACGACAUGGAGGAUGAUUUUAAGAAGCUUCUUAGUGAUCAUAGCAAUUCUAGCAAUUAUAAUUCUAAUUCUGAUGAUGACAGUUCUGAGAGGUUAAUCGCUUUGAAUCGUCGAAUUCAUGGAAAAGCUGACGGAGACGGCGACCCACUGAGUCCAGUGCUGUAUAGAGAUCUGCUUGCGAAGAAGUUCAAUUCCCGGGGGUUCGUCAAGUUCAGGAAUUUGGCGAAGCUGUCAAGGCCGAAGAAGACGAGGAAGAAGAGAGAGGAUGAGAGAGAGAAGAAAGGGAUUGGGAAAAAUGGGUUUGCUGCUGUGGUGGAGAUUGUUGAAGAGAAAGAAGAGGAGGGGGAGGACUUAAGUGGGCUGUUGGGGGGUGAGUUCAAGGGGAGGAAAUGGAGGGGCUCAACAAGGUUGUUACUUUUGGAUGAGCGGUAUGCCACCACAGGCUUGGAUGAGUUGCCUGAGGCUAUCAAGGCCGUGUUAAAAGAUGAUGGCAGACAAAAUACAACAUCAACUUUUGAGCUCGUGAGAUGCAAGGUUACUUUGUUUUAUAAAUACUGGCAGAUGAAUGAGAUUCUAGAGGCCAUGCUACCAAAGAGUAUGAUUGUGCCUUCAGCUUUUGAAACGGUUGGGCAUAUUGCCCAUCUGAACCUGAGAGAUGAACAUCUUCCAUACAAGAAGCUUAUUGCGAAGGUAGUGUUGGACAAAAACAGGCCAAAGAUUCAAACAGUUGUCAAUAAGAUUGAUGUCAUUCAUAAUGACUAUAGAACGAUGCAUCUUGAAGUUUUAGCUGGAAAUUGUUCCCUUGUGACUACAGUAGUUGAAAAUGGGCUGCGUUUUCAUGUUGAUUUAGCAACAGUGUAUUGGAAUUCAAGGCUUGCAACCGAAAGACAAAGGCUUCUAAAUUGCUUCACAAGCAAAGAUGUUAUUUGUGAUGUUUUCGCUGGAGUUGGUCCUUUAGCUAUAUCUGCAGCGAAGAAAGUAAAACGUGUAUAUGCUAAUGACUUAAAUCCUUAUGCGGUCGAAUAUCUGGAAAGAAAUUGUGUCCUCAACAAACUUGAGAGGAAGAUUGAGGUAUACAACAUGGAUGCGAGGAGGUUCAUUGAUGCUUUAUUUGCAAGUGAGAAAGCCCAAUCCAUCACACAAGUGGUUAUGAAUCUACCAAAUGAUGCUGUAGAUUAUCUAGAUGCAUUUAGGGGAAUAUUCAGAAAAUUGCCGAAGGAGAAAGAUUUCACCUUGACCUUGCCGAAGAUCCAUGUUUAUGGAUUCUCUAAAGCCCAAGAUCCAGAAUUUGACUUUCACGAGCGGAUAAGAAUUGCAUUAUCAGAGGUGGCGUUUGAGGUAGAAAUGCGUAGAGUCCGUCUUGUAGCACCAGGAAAAUGGAUGCUUUGCGCAUCAUUUAUCCUCCCUGAGACCGUGGCAUUUGCAAAAACAAUGUCAAAUACGUAAGUUAUUGGGUUUGAAGCUGAGGUUGUUCAUAAAUGACGCCAUGUAACAUUAAUUUCAUUAAUUAUAAUUUAUAUUCGUAGUUGUUAAA
Messenger RNA from Cornus florida, 2000 nucleotides. RefSeq names its product tRNA (guanine(37)-N1)-methyltransferase 1. The transcript is spliced from 9 exons. Gene Ontology annotation, biological process: tRNA N1-guanine methylation. The record is from RefSeq and is a predicted model, not a curated record. Bases 50 to 1912 code for a protein of 620 amino acids. Lineage: Eukaryota; Viridiplantae; Streptophyta; Magnoliopsida; Cornales; Cornaceae. Gene Ontology annotation, cellular component: cytoplasm.